CAUCCAAAAGCAAUCACAUUCUCAAAUCUUCCCUCUUUUUCAAAUUUAUUUCAAAUUUCACAAACCCUAAUCACAAUUUCAAAUGGCACGAACCAAACAAACCGCCAGGAAGUCCACCGGAGGAAAGGCUCCACGUAAGCAAUUGGCCACAAAGGCUGCAAGGAAGUCGGCACCGGCAACGGGGGGAGUGAAAAAGCCACACAGAUUCAGGCCAGGAACGGUUGCGUUGAGAGAGAUCAGGAAGUACCAAAAGAGCACCGAGCUUUUGAUCAGGAAACUCCCUUUCCAGAGGCUUGUGAGGGAAAUCGCUCAGGAUUUCAAGACGGAUCUUCGAUUCCAGAGUUCUGCUGUUGCGGCUCUUCAGGAAGCUUCAGAGGCGUACCUUGUUGGUCUGUUUGAAGAUACUAACCUCUGCGCCAUUCAUGCUAAGCGAGUAACUAUCAUGCCCAAGGACAUGCAACUUGCUCGUCGUAUCCGCGGUGAAAGGGGAUUCUGUUUGGAUGUUCAUGAAGACAAUAGAGAUCCCAGAUGCUUGAGAGGCGGACAGGCGGUAUACCAAACGUUUGCUCUUGAAAGGGUUUUUUCUAAGUUGUAUCUAUAUGCAACCUUAUCGGAAGCUUUUGGUAGGAAAAGAAUGUUUCAAAUGGCACGUACGAAGCAAACCGCCAGGAAAUCCACCGGAGGAAAGGCUCCGCGUAAGCAGUUGGCCACCAAGGCGGCAAGGAAGUCGGCACCGGCGACGGGAGGAGUGAAAAAGCCACACAGAUUCAGGCCAGGAACAGUUGCGUUGAGAGAGAUCAGGAAGUACCAGAAGAGCACUGAGCUUUUGAUCAGGAAACUUCCAUUCCAGAGGCUCGUCAGGGAAAUCGCUCAGGAUUUCAAGACCGAUCUUCGAUUCCAGAGCUCUGCUGUUGCCGCUCUUCAGGAAGCUUCUGAAGCAUACCUUGUUGGUCUGUUUGAAGAUACUAACCUCUGCGCUAUUCAUGCUAAGCGAGUCACUAUCAUGCCCAAGGAUAUGCAACUUGCUCGUCGUAUCCGUGGUGAAAGGGCUUAGAGAGUCGGUUUGUUGAUGGUUUCAUCUGUCAUGAAAUUACUAGUAGAUCUGUGCUGGUUUUAUUUUUAUAUUUCUAUGUUUUAGUUUAGAUUUCUUUAAUUUGAUGUGUAGUUCGUUAUGUGGAAAUCAGUGGUUAUUAAUCAAUGAAAGUUAUAUAUUAGUCUA
Messenger RNA from Erigeron canadensis, 1219 nucleotides. RefSeq lists its product as uncharacterized. The record is from RefSeq and is a predicted model, not a curated record. Gene Ontology annotation, molecular function: structural constituent of chromatin; DNA binding; protein heterodimerization activity. NCBI's taxonomy places the organism in Eukaryota, Viridiplantae, Streptophyta, Magnoliopsida, Asterales, Asteraceae. Gene Ontology annotation, cellular component: nucleosome. The coding region runs from base 83 to 1054 and encodes 323 amino acids. The transcript is spliced from 3 exons.